Sphaeroforma arctica JP610 is the source of this 312-nucleotide messenger RNA. RefSeq lists its product as hypothetical. Lineage: Eukaryota; Ichthyosporea; Ichthyophonida. The annotation marks the transcript as partial. The transcript has a single exon. The record is from RefSeq and is a predicted model, not a curated record.
GUAGCGCCAAACGCCGCGCUUGUACUGACCUUCUUCACCAUCACACUGUCGCUGUGGCCUGGGCUCAUCUCGGCGGUGCCGUGCUAUUCCAACCCCAAAUGGACUGGGGAUUGGUGGCCCGUGAUUCUGUUGCUGAUCUUCUCAGCCACAGACACGCUGGGCCGUUUCUGUGUGCCCUAUCGCAUGGGCCUGACCGCCUCCAAUAUCUGGAUCCCAAUCUUCCUGCGAGCGCUUCUUAUACCCUGUCUGAUCAUGGUCGUCAAGGGUGUUGUGUAUGUAAUGUGUUGUGUAUGUAAUGUGUUGUGUAUGUAA